This is a messenger RNA of Trematomus bernacchii (emerald rockcod), 2774 nucleotides long. RefSeq names its product ubiquitin specific peptidase 18 (gene usp18). The transcript has 10 exons. Gene Ontology annotation, cellular component: nucleus; cytosol. Lineage: Eukaryota; Metazoa; Chordata; Actinopteri; Perciformes; Nototheniidae. The record is from RefSeq and is a predicted model, not a curated record. Gene Ontology annotation, biological process: protein deubiquitination. Gene Ontology annotation, molecular function: cysteine-type deubiquitinase activity; cysteine-type endopeptidase activity. Bases 195 to 1217 code for a protein of 340 amino acids.
GAAGUGUAAAAACGAAAUUGAACCUUAAGCUGUCAGACGGUGAUGUUUACUCUGAAAGGAGAGGAACAGAUCAUUCUGAAAGAAACACGGAAGGUUUUAUAACUUUUCUCUCAAGUAAACGUGUCUCUGCACCCCGGAGACGUGGGUUUUGUCUCCAGAACUUCCGGUAGUUAUCCGACACUGAGUCUGUGCUGAUGUCUCAUAGCAUCUGCCGGUUUCUUUCAUUUCUCUCUAGAAGGGACAGCUACUUUGGAAUGAGAGGCCUCAUUAACCACCAGCUGUCCUGCUGUGUGAACACACUCCUGCAGACCUUCUCCGCUACCUGGGAACUGGGAGAAAUACUCGACAAGUGGGAGGGAGCUGCUGUGAGAGAGGAGAGUCGUAACAUCCCCCUGCAGCUGAAGAGAGUUCUCUCCGCCAUGAAGAGCGACACCUCUCGUCCUGCUCCUCAUCAUGCCUUUCUCCACUCUCUGGACUUAAACCGUAUUCGACUUGGUACGCAGCAUGAUGCUGAUGAGGUGUUCCUCUCCAUCCUGAACCUCCUGCAACACCAGAUGGACGACAAACAUCUGGCUCUUGAAAUCCAGAAUUUGUACAAGAUAUCUGUGGAGACAUGCGUGCAGUGUUUAGAUUGUUCCUCCGUCCAGACCCUGAACACCUACCUGCUCAGCCUGCCACUGCAUGUCAAGGAAGAUCACGACUCUCUGGAAGGCUGCAUGACCUCCUUCUUUGAGCAUCAGGAGCUAAGGGGCAUAAAUUGCUGCUUUUGUGCAAAAUGUGAGAAGAAGACUCCAUCUAAAAAGGGUGUUAAACUACUUUCCCUGCCUCGUAUCUUGAGCGUUCACCUGAAAAGGUUUCGGAAUAGCAAUGGUUACACCCAAAAACUUGACUGCAGGAUUACCUUUCCUGAAACCAUUGACGUUUCUGAGACUGUUAAGGAAGCGUUCUCCUCAGACUUUAACCAGAAUGACUGCAAGUACACACUGCAUGCAGUGGUAGUGCACUCUGGAUAUGCAUCGUUUGGGCACUAUACUGCCUACAUGCGCCACAGGGGGAGCCAGCGCUGGUACUAUGCAGAUGACAGCUACGUACAUCAGGCCUCCUGGGAAGAAGUGCAGAGAUCCUAUGGGGGAAAUCACAGCAGAGGCACAGCCUACAUGUUAAUGUACAGAAGAGGUUCAAAAGAAGAGGUACAACAACCACAACUCUCCGGCUGAGUGGAUUGACGUGGAUGAAUUUGACCUGGGUUCAUGGUGCAAUUUUGGAUCAAAAUGGAUACUAUAGGAAAUAUAUAGAAUAUAUAUGCUAAUUUGCUUUAUUUAAUUUAUGGGACUUUUUAGAUGUUAUUAUAAAUGGUAAAUUGAUUAAUAUUUAAUGAUGUUUCUUGCUAAGUUAGACUGUACUUCGUCAAAGGAGUCUUUGUAUUUAAAGAAGUUGGUAAAAAAGCUUUUAUGGUUUUCUUGGAUAAGGGUUACCUGUAAUCAUAUGUUCUUUGUCAUCAAUAUCUCAACAGGUUUAUUCUGAGAUAAUACAUUUCUGACAGUAAUUUGUGCUGAACACCAGCAGGUGGAGUUGAAGACUCAACACAUUGAUGGGGUUUUCCAUCCCGAGACCACACACACUGUAAACACACUCUAUGAUAUGGGGAGGGUUGGUUUGAAAAAAUGCUUAGCUUAGAUAUUCACUGUUAUGGGGGAAAUACCUGCUAUUGGAGUCAGUGUUAAUUUUCCUGACACUGCUGUAUGAUAUAUGAGUCACCCAUUAAGCACAGUGAAGUCAUUUCUUUUUCUCGUUUGGACUGCCAAAAACAACAAUAUUAAAUCUCCUUCAGAAUCUCAUUUUGAAAUUUCAUUUUCUCACUACUUGUAGGGUCUAUAACUUCUUAUACAAAAGCUGAUUUGAUGACUCAAUUAAAUUAUCUUAUUGAUGCAUCAACAUCAGCACUUCUAUCACUACCUGGGCUCAAAAUGAAUGCACUUUAAUGCAAUUUAAUAAUGCCUGUUCUGAAUGUGUCUUGCAGUUAAAAAAAGGGUUAAAACUGCAAUUACAUCAGUGCUAAAAUGCUCGGUAUAGGCUUUCAGCAGAGCCUCUAAAGUUCCCACUCGCUUCGCCAAGAGUCGGGGGACCGUGUGAAAUGGUGCCUAUGUGCUGUGGAGCUUUGACAGAAUGGAACAUGUCUGCACAGUGCCACAGGCAGCAGGCCUCAUGCUUAGUCAUCUCGCUGCUGUGUGGCGCCGCUUUCUAUAUAGGGGGCAUCUUAAAAGACCAGGGCUAGAGGUUUAAAUUAUGUGUCUUGAUUGAGUCAGUGUCACAUAAAGAUUGUUUUAUCUGACUUUGCUUAAAUGGGAAGCUGACAAUGGAAUACUUGUUGACACAUAUUGAGAAGUAUUGCGAUGUGGAUGUAUUUACAAUCAAAAGCAUUUCAAUUAUCUAGACGACAGGCUCAGAUCAUUUAAUAAAAGCUGAUAUAAUCAAUGUAUUUUUUUUGGUGAUCCUACUGUUGUUUAGAUUGCAGAACAUGUAUCCAAUGAAAGAUUUCCUGCUUAGCAUCAUAUGGCAGACAUAUUGCCAGGUAGAUAACACAUUAUGAUAAUAUAAGGAAGGAGCCAUUGUGCAUGUUGAGUCUGCUUUUUGUGCAUUUUGCUGAUAAUACUUGUGUACUUUCAACUGAGUUCACCUAUGUGGGAUUGUCAUUGCUAAUGUGUUAGCAGCAUAGUGAUGUUAUAGGUACUGGUGGAAGUGUAUGUCAUUAAAAAACUUUGAUUUCAACUAUA